AGCAGAGCAGUGGCCGGCCCCUUUGCGCAACACAGGGCUGGUGACGGAGCUUGUCGGUGCUGACUCGCCCAAGGGCAAAUUCCUUCUCUCCCCGACCGAGCGCGCUGCGAGCACCGCCUCUAAAACUCCUUGAGCGCCGCCUCCUCCGGAGCUCCAGUUUAGCCUUCGUGGCUUGGCUCAACCAGUGUUUCCAGGGGUCGUCGGAGGCAGCUGCACGAGCAACGAUGCCCUUCGUGGAGCUGCAGACUAACCUGCCGGCCUCUCGACUGCCCAGCGACCUGCUAGCCAAACUGUGCUCGGAGGUGGCCUCUAUCCUGGCCAAGCCCGUGGAGAGGGUGAACAUUACAGUAAAGAGUGACCUGCCCAUGAUGGUCGGGGGCUCCCAGGAGCCUUGUGUGAUGCUAGUUGUGUCUUCCUUGGAAGUGGUGGGAUCUGCGGAGCAAAACAAGGAGCACAGUGCAAAGUUCUUUCAGUUCCUCACCAAGGAACUGAAGCUUGGCACUGACAGGAUCAUCAUUCAGUUCCAUCCAUUGGAACGCUGGCAGAUUGGCAAGAAGGGGACUGUCAUGACUUUCCUGUGAAGUGUUCAAAAGUCCACCAAAUCAUCGCUCUUGGCCAAGGCCAUAAACUCCACUUAGUGGUGCUCUGCAGGACCCUUUGGGGUAUAACACCUUUUCUUUUCUCUGAAAUAAACCGAGUUUCCAGUUUAUCUAGCAAAGUGGUAAGAGAGGAUGUAACUCUUGAAGAACUGCAUGUGUGUGCUCACCUGUCAGACCAAGCCUUUUAUUACCUUCCAUUGUGUAGAUUUUGUGUGAGGUGCCUUUAUUCUGUAUGGACAACAUUUGUCAGCUACAGCCUCUUGAUACGCUGUUUGCUUGGGGACCAGUAAAGGCAAAUUACAUUCUGUUAACAAUAAACUUACCAAUUCAAUGUUCA
Messenger RNA from Heteronotia binoei (common prickly gecko), 936 nucleotides. RefSeq names its product D-dopachrome tautomerase (gene DDT). Gene Ontology annotation, molecular function: phenylpyruvate tautomerase activity. The record is from RefSeq and is a predicted model, not a curated record. The transcript has 3 exons. The coding region runs from base 225 to 581 and encodes 118 amino acids. NCBI's taxonomy places the organism in Eukaryota, Metazoa, Chordata, Lepidosauria, Squamata, Gekkonidae.